AAGAAACCGACAUACCCACAGAAGAAAUUAACUAGGGCAGACAGGAUUAAUGGCGCAUAUAAAGCUGUUUGUAAUAUGCCUUCUGCUAGUAUUUAUUUCUUCUGCAUGCCUUUCCUUGGCACAUUCUUCCCAAGGCCAAGAUGUUGAUCAUGUUGAUUCAAGUGCAAAGGGACUUAUGGAAGAUGAAAGACUUGCAACAGAUACAAGCAAGAGGAUAAAGGGAAGGAAACUGGCAAUAGACAGCAUCAUGAAGCAAGAGAAGAAGAAGAAGAAGAAGAAGAAGAAAGAUCAGGAUGGUGCAAUUGCAGGAACGACAACAAACCAAGUUGCUGGGAAGUACGAAAGUGAAGAAGGGAUUAAAGGGAAGAGUACUGGCUCUAACGUAGAACGUAAGCUGGGAAGCUUAACUCGUUCUUCUGAUGAAGUUAAGAACAUUGACGAGGCAGGUUUUAUACCUUUCAAUGCUGACUACCAUCCACCAAGGCACCAUCCACCUAAGAAUAACUGAAGAAAAUGAUCAAUCUAUAAAUUAUCUUCUAAUAUAUAAUUAUAAAGUACUACUUUCUGCUUUACCUAGCUAGCU
This is a messenger RNA of Carya illinoinensis, 583 nucleotides long. RefSeq lists its product as uncharacterized. Gene Ontology annotation, biological process: positive regulation of gene expression; cell differentiation; positive regulation of cell population proliferation. Lineage: Eukaryota; Viridiplantae; Streptophyta; Magnoliopsida; Fagales; Juglandaceae. Gene Ontology annotation, molecular function: growth factor activity. The record is from RefSeq and is a predicted model, not a curated record. The transcript is spliced from 3 exons. The coding region runs from base 50 to 508 and encodes 152 amino acids.